AUGUCCCACUCGACUCAAGGCCAGAAGAUGAGCGAUUCUCACGAGCUUGGCUCGUCUAGUAUUACUCAGCAGACAGUAUACCACCAACCGGUUACCGCAGAACCUACGGUCAACUCAGAUCCAGAGGCUCAGGUCCAGGAUGAUAGCAUGACCGGGGUCGUCAGACAUGACAACGACAUGAGAGACAUCACACAGAUUGAGUCCAUGCCAACAACUGAAGAGCUAUAUUCAAGUAAGCUAGAGUACCUGCCGACGACAGACCCAAGGACGUGGCACAAGCGGGGCCUCGAGGGUUUGGUCGACCGUCAGUUUCGCCUCUUCCGCGAAGACAACGUCGGCAUCCUGAGGGAUUCAAUCAGGAGCUAUCUCAACAUCCCCUUCACCUGGAAGCGCCAUUCUUCUGCCGAGUUCAAUGUGUACCACAAUGUAUUGCUUGACUCGGAACUUUCCUUCGACCUACACGGAGGCCUCGUCUUCUCAAUGCGACUCCCUCAACCACAAGAGGCCCACGCAUUGACUCCGAGUGAACGGUACGAGUGGUGGGUCAAGAAACAAGGCUUCCAACACGAUACCCUCGUUUGCCUGUGGAGCAAGGACAUGGAUCUGAUGUUCGCUUCCGUCGGUCACUACAAAGACCACAACCUGCUGAAGAACGACUACGGAUCCGACAAAGCAAAGAUCUUCUUUCGGCCGUUCGAACAGUCAGCUCGAUUCACCAGCUGGCUCUUGAGAAACGCCAACCAGAGAGUGGAGAGGAACUACACGUUGUUGGAGUUUCCCAACCUCUUGACGUGGAGUUUUGCCCCUCCUCUUCGAGCCCUGAAACAGAUGAGCACCAUGUCGGACACGCCCUUGUCCACUGCCUUGGAGCCAUCCGAGCUGCCUAAACCGAUCUGGAUCCACCCUGCACAUUAUGCAAUGGGUGAUGGCUUCAACUUCCAACUGGGCAAGACUGUGGCAGGUGAUGGUCAGGGUGAGCUGGCCGUGUCCGACUUGUUCGAAAGCACCGCAAUUCCAGCUGGCUCAAGCCUUGAUGAUGGCCAAGCACGUGCCUUCCUUCACGCGCUGAGGCACCGCAUCGCACUCAUCCAAGGCCCGCCUGGUACUGGCAAAAGCUACACAGCUGUCGCAGUCAUCGAAACCCUACUCCGGAGUCUUGACGGCGAUAUAUCUGGGCCAAUCAUGUGCGUCAGUCACAGCAAUCGAGCUCUUGACGGUCUCCUUGAGAAGCUCCUGAAUGCUGGUGUUGGCAACAUGAUUCGUGUUGGUGGCCAGUCGAAGUCCGACGCUCUUGAAAACAUUAACUUGGAUGUUCUGGUGCGGAACCAAGCGCAGCUUCCAGAGGACAAGCAAGCCAUCACCAAAGCUGCAGGAAAAUUCUUCCGGAACAGCAAAGGUAUCCGCUCGGAUCUGGCCAAGCUCGCUCGGGUGGACCAAGAUGGUGAGAGGGAGCAAAUAUGCAGCGGGAUCAAGAAGAAGUUCUCGAAAUGGACGGAGGCGCAGCAGGAAUACAGUGCGGCUAUGGAGCGCCAUCCUCUUGGCAUUCUACAAAAAGCAAACAUCAUUGGCGUCACAGCAGGCGGAAUGGCUGUCAGGCGCGAGCUUUUUGAGAAGCUCGAUUGCAAGGUCAUCGUCUUCGAAGAAGCUGGCACCAUUCCCGAGGCCCUUGUUCUGACGUCGAUAACGCCGAGCAUGGAACACUGCAUCCUUAUUGGCGAUCACUUCCAGCUUCGUCCUAAGGUCAAUCGCAAGGAGCUGGAAAGCAAUACCAACCCGGAUGCUGCCAAAUUCGGGUUCGAUGUGUCGCUCUUGGAACGCCUCGUUCACUUCGGUUUCCCUUUCGAAGUAUUGAACACACAGUACCGCAUGCGUCCUGAGAUCUCUCGGCUUAGUAGAAGUACUCUCUAUCCGAUGCUGAAAGAUGCCGCUGCAGUCCAGCACCUUUCCGCGGUUCCUUCGCUGUCCGAGAGGAUGUUUUGGUUCGACCACCAACAUCAUGAGUUGAAAUUGGAUAAGACAGCUAGAGUCAAUGCGUUCGAGGCUAGGAUGAUUGCGGGCUUGACCAGGCACCUCACAUCACAAGAUGGUGUUCAUGGAGACACCAUCUUAAUCCUUACGCCGUACGCUGCGCAAGCCAAGGCUCUCCAGGAGAAGAUUGAGGGAUUUCACCCCGUCGAGGUCGUUUUCGGGAAGGACGGCAGAGACCAGCAGCCGAACGAUGCUGCAUCGGGACGAAUUCGCAUUGCCACUGUGGACAGCAUUCAAGGGGACGAAUCCGACAUCGUCCUGCUUUCCAUGGUUCGAAGCAACGACUGGGAGGGUACCGGUUUUAUCAAGUCUGCCAACCGUUCCAUCGUUGCGCUGAGUCGAGCCAGGCGUGCCAUGUUCAUCUUCGGAAACAUGAAGAUGCUUCAACAGGUGCCCUUCUGGGCCCAAAUCAUCUCCAGUCUUGACGAGACCAGCAGCAUUGGUACUGCUCUGGCAAUCGACUGCCCUCGACACCCUGGGAACACGAUCCACAUCAAGGAACCGGCAGACUUCGGCAAGCAUUCUCCUAAUGGAGGAUGCGUCGUUUCUUGCGGCAGGCUUCUUGCCUGCAACCACCGUUGCCCUGAGUUGUGCCACAGUGAUCUGCUGCAUGACAGGACAAUCUGCAUUCAGCCAUGCAGAAGCAUACUGGACUGCGGGCAUCCCUGUGCUAACAUUUGCGGGUCUGCCUGCACAACGUACUGCGAGGUGCGGAUCCAAAAUCCGAGAGUGAUCCUUCCGACCCGGUCCUCCUUCAGGAAUCGUGCUCGGCAUCCGUCGAGGUUCAACUUGACUGCGGCCAUAAAACCCAACGCCUUUGUUCUGAAGGCGACGUCACAUUCUGUCGAAGCACUUGCGGAAAACUUCUUCCAUGCGGCCAUAGUUGCAUCGUACAAUGCCACAAGGGCCAUCGUUGCCCGCCGUGCCAAUCACCCUGUUGGGACGAAACAGUUUGUCAUGAACACUCGCUCCCAGUACAUCAAGCUGGCACACGAAGCAGUUCAAGAAAUCCGCAGGCUGCAAGCAUCCCUCCCCACAGCUUCCGCCAACCUAAACAAACGCUUCUCCAAGAGCGCCACCAUCACCAGCGACGCCGCAGGCAAGCGGACCCACAUAUCCAAAAUCCACCGCCUAGCCGGCCGCGACGGAAGAUACAAGCACGUCGUCCGAAUCCUCCACGACAUCAGCGCCACCUUCCAACUCGCCAAAGCCGUCGAAGCCGCCAUCCAGUCCGCCUGGGACCACCACCACCACCACUCGUGCCAGCCGCUCAUGAAUCCUCCCACCACCACCCCCACCCCCCAACUCCAAGAACGCCUCCUCCUCCUCCUCCUCUCCGCCCGCCUCGAAAUCGCCGCCCUCUCCGACUUCCUCACCAUCCGCUCCCACGCCGGCGCCUGCGACCCCCUCACCCUCGACUUCCGCUUCUGCCGCGCCCGCUGCGCGCACGUCUUCCACGCCACACACGCCCGCUCCCUGCCCGGCCUCUCCGUCGAGGCCGACAUCCUCUGGGCGCAGUGGCUCGUGCUCGAGCGGAGGGCACCACCCGCACCCGCACCCAUUCCCGACGUCGAUGCCGACGAGGCGCGGUACCGCUUGCGGCGCGCGGAGGGGGCGCUCGAUCCGGAGGCGGUGGGCGCGUUCAUGGACGGGGCGCAUUGCGUGGGGUUGUUGGGGGAGGUGUGGAGUGCGGAGGGGCCGCUGGCGAGGGAAGAGCGUCGGUGGAGCGCGGAUACGGGUGUCCGGUUGGAUGGGUUCGUGGCGGGGGUGGAGGCGAUGGGGAAGGAGGUGGAGGGUGCGGUGGCGUGGGAGAUGUGUGAGGCUGGGCACUAUUUCCCCGUGGCGGCGGCAGGUGGUGGAGUCUGUUCGGGGUGUGGGAGGCGGGCUUGGGAUAUGUCGGCCAUUGGAGGUGCUGGUGAGGAGGAUGCGCUGAUGGGGGAGCGCUCUGGUCAGGGUGCGGAGGAUGAGAUGGAAGGGGUUGAGUCUCUGAGCCAUUGA
Molecule: messenger RNA, 4026 nt
Organism: Diplodia corticola
Lineage: Eukaryota; Fungi; Ascomycota; Dothideomycetes; Botryosphaeriales; Botryosphaeriaceae
Product: nf-x1 finger and helicase domain protein
Exons: 4
Coding region: 1-4026 (1341 amino acids)
Biological process (GO): regulatory ncRNA-mediated heterochromatin formation
Cellular component (GO): nuclear RNA-directed RNA polymerase complex
Molecular function (GO): helicase activity
Source: RefSeq, a predicted model, not a curated record